CUCUCCCUUCUCUUCCUUCCAGUGAAAGAGUUCUUAGCCAAAGCCAAAGAAGAUUUUCUUAAAAAAUGGGAAAAUCCUGAUCAGAAUACAGCCAAUUUGGAUAACUUUGAUCGAAUCAAGACCCUCGGCACAGGCUCCUUCGGGCGGGUGAUGCUGGUGAAACACAAGGAGACUGGGAACCACUUCGCCAUGAAGAUCCUGGACAAACAAAAGGUGGUGAAGCUGAAACAGAUCGAGCACACCCUGAAUGAGAAGCGCAUCCUGCAGGCUGUCAACUUUCCGUUCCUUGUCAAACUUGAGUUUUCCUUCAAGGAUAACUCAAAUUUAUACAUGGUCAUGGAGUAUGUGCCCGGCGGGGAAAUGUUCUCACAUCUGCGGCGGAUUGGCAGGUUCAGCGAGCCCCAUGCCCGCUUCUACGCCGCCCAGAUCGUCCUGACCUUCGAGUAUCUGCACUCGCUCGAUCUCAUCUACCGGGACCUGAAGCCAGAGAACCUUCUCAUCGACCAGCAGGGCUACAUUCAGGUGACAGACUUUGGUUUCGCCAAGCGUGUGAAAGGCCGCACCUGGACCUUGUGCGGGACCCCCGAGUACCUGGCCCCUGAGAUCAUCCUGAGCAAAGGCUACAACAAGGCUGUGGACUGGUGGGCCCUGGGGGUUCUCAUCUACGAGAUGGCUGCUGGCUACCCCCCCUUCUUCGCUGACCAGCCCAUUCAGAUCUACGAGAAGAUUGUUUCUGGGAAGGUGCGGUUCCCAUCCCACUUCAGCUCUGACCUGAAGGAUCUGCUGCGGAACCUCCUUCAGGUAGACCUUACCAAGCGCUUUGGGAACCUCAAGAAUGGGGUCAAUGACAUCAAGAACCAUAAGUGGUUUGCCACGACUGACUGGAUUGCCAUCUACCAGAGGAAGGUGGAAGCUCCCUUCAUACCAAAGUUUAAAGGCCCUGGGGACACGAGUAAUUUUGAUGACUAUGAAGAGGAAGAGAUCCGAGUCUCCAUCAAUGAGAAGUGUGGCAAGGAGUUUUCUGAGUUUUAGGGGUGUGCCUGUGCCCCCAAGGGUUUUCUUUCUUUUUUUUUUUUUUUUUUUUUUUUUUUUUAAUGUGACAGUGUUUCGCCAGAGGGCCCCAGAGUUCCUUACAUCUAAUUUCACCCCCACCCCACCCUCCAGGGUCGGGGAACAGGAAGCCCAGAUAUUCAGAGAGACAGGAAUACCAGCUGCUCUCCCUCAUCCCCUUCACCCUCCUGCCCUCCUUAAUGCUUUUGCCUUCUUCCACCCCAGCCCACUUCUGCUUGUUUUAAACGAGUAUCUCAGUUCUAGUCAGACCAGUGUAUCCAGGGACAGGGUGUGGAAAGAGGGGCCCAAACUUAGCUCCAGCCCCCUUCCCUCCCCACCUCCCUCACCAGACCACCAGCAAACUUGCUAAGGGAGAAUAAAAGAAUGGCCAGCCUUCCCUUCAAAGCAAUCUUGCCUGGGAAGGAGAGAUUUUAGUGACAUGUGCAGUGGGCUACUUGCUAAAAUUUUUUAAACAAUUUACAAACUUAUUUAAGUUCCACCAGUGCCUCCCAUCCCCCCCUCUCCAAAUCCAUUUUAACAAGGCUGGGAAGCAGAUUGACUUGUAAAGGAAAGGGCUGGGGUUCCACCCUCUCCCCCAAGCUGCUAAUCCCCUCCUCCCCUGCCAAGCCUGGAAAGGUCUCAGCCUCUUUAGGAAGCCCCUAAAGCCCCUACCCCCUUCUGCCCCAACAGACCUUUCUUCACCCUUGGGCUUUGGGACCCAGACAAAGCAGCUGCCCCUCUCCCUGACAAAGAGGAGUUGUCCCCCCAAAAGGUAGAGGGGGAGCCCCAAGCCCAGGGUCUUUCCUCCCCACAGCACUCCCCCAAACUCCUAAAUUUUAUUCUUAGCUAGAUUUUAAUGCCCGGCCUCUUCUCAGCUCAGUUGGGAAGGCAACCCUGGCAAAAGGAGGCAGAGCCCCCCUGCCCCCGCUGUGGACCCCCGUUCAAGCCCAGGGUUGCUAGGGAGGGGCUCUGUUUUAUUCACCCAACAGCCCUGUCCCCCUCCCCCCCAUCCUGGGCGCUCCUCUGCUUAGCUGUCAGCUGUCUAUCACCUCUUAGCCCAUUUGUGCUUUUUUUCUCUCUUAAUAGAAAAGUUGGGAGCCCCUAUUCAACCUCAAAUCUGCCCCUCUCAGAACUUCUCCCCAUCCCAGGAGGAGCUCUCAGGCUUGGGAUGGGGCCCCGGGUGGGCGCAGGGGUGAAUCAAUCUGUGUGCUGGGAAGGAUGAGACUUCCUCUUGAACAGUGUGCUGUUGUAAACAUAUUUGAAAACUAUCACCAAUAAAGUUUUGUUUAAAAAAAAAAA
Messenger RNA from Myotis brandtii (Brandt's bat), 2349 nucleotides. It is a transcript of the gene PRKACA, whose product is annotated as protein kinase, cAMP-dependent, catalytic, alpha. The annotation marks the transcript as partial. Gene Ontology annotation, biological process: peptidyl-serine phosphorylation. The record is from RefSeq and is a predicted model, not a curated record. Gene Ontology annotation, cellular component: nucleus; cAMP-dependent protein kinase complex. Gene Ontology annotation, molecular function: cAMP-dependent protein kinase activity; protein kinase A regulatory subunit binding; ATP binding. Lineage: Eukaryota; Metazoa; Chordata; Mammalia; Chiroptera; Vespertilionidae. The transcript is spliced from 9 exons.